Molecule: messenger RNA, 697 nt
Organism: Amoebophrya sp. A120
Lineage: Eukaryota; Dinophyceae; Syndiniales; Amoebophryaceae
Source: the annotation of a GenBank genome assembly
UGCUAUAGCAAAUGACGACUCGUCCACCCCGCUUGUUCACCAGUGCCUGCUACGGGCCGUCGCUGCGGGUAUGGAAGCGUCAGGUUUGAAAUCGUCAAAGUUGAAAUAAUUUGUAAUGCAUAAAAUGCAUGACCCGAGGUGCGUGUGUUGCAGAGCAGGCAAGUGAGGCCGAUUGUGAGCCUGUUUGGGGUUGCAGCUCGAGCUGCUAAAGUAGCAUGAGAAAAUCGCUCUUCUUUGCCUAAACAGCAUGACAAACUGGAUUUAGGGACCGCCGAAGUUUGUCAUGCGCCACUUGGAGACUGGGUUCCAACUGGCAUCCGUUUUAUGCAUGGCAAAUUAUUUCAACUUUGUCGAUUUCAACUCUGACACAUCCAUAGCGGGACACGUGGGCGUCGCGUCCAGCCUGCUAGCGUCUGUUGUUGUCGAUAAGAGGAACAAGACAACAAGAACUUCGCCGGGCUGGCGAGAAAUAAGCGUCCUGCAUUUAUUCGACAUCUUCCCCCAGCUCCUGGAACUAGCCUUGCGCGAAGACCUAUCUAGGAAAAAACACCCAUCCACCCCAUUCAAUUUGUCAUGCAGAACAUGCAUAAAAUCCAGUGUUUGUCAUACAUAAAAUGGAUGUGGAUGGGUUUUUUUUGGGGAUAAGACCUGGCCACGAGUCGGACGAACCGUGCGGAGAUUGGGAGAAGGCUGCUUC